GUUGAUGUAUUUUGACGCACCAAUCAGAGCGUCGCGUUGAGCUGUUGCGCAGUCUGCAGCGUGCUGUACGCGUGGAGGAUGCGCGCUUGUUUGGGAUGCUCGGAUAGUUCAGGACCGCAACAGAUCACAACGAAAAGUAAUGGCGCGACUCUCCUGGGGACUGGCAAACCUCCUCUGCUGCCUCUCCGUCAUGUCCGUUCCAGUCUGAGCUCUCCAAUAGACAAUAAGUGAGAUGGUAAUGAAGCACUGCAGCUCUGUGCUGAAGUCUUGCCAUCACUUUGGCUCUCACAUGCAGCACACAGUCUGAAUCUGCCCUCCUGAGGUUAUCUGAGUCCACCUACCUCAAAACACCACCCCAUGAGGCACUAAGGAGAGCCAUUGUGUUUGCCAUAUCUGGUCAUGGCUCCUCCUCUCCUCCUCCACCUCCUGCUUCUACUGGUCUCUCCACAGGUCUGUGCGGGCGGCAGUGCUCAUGGGGACAGCAACAGUAGUGCUGAUGGAACCAAGAAACCCUGCUUUGAGAAAGUCAAGUGUCAGCCAGGGGUUCUGCUUCCUGUGUGGCUGCCGCAUGACCCCCCACUGGCAAUGCAGGCCGUACGAGCCACGAUCUACUUCGCAUUUCUUCUCUACAUGUUUCUGGGCGUGUCCAUCAUCGCAGACCGCUUCAUGGCUGCCAUCGAGGUCAUCACUUCACAGGAGAAAGAGGUGACUGUGACAGGUGCAAAUGGAGAGAAGACUGUAAUGACUGUAAGAAUCUGGAAUGAAACUGUCUCCAACCUCACUCUGAUGGCUUUGGGUUCCUCAGCCCCUGAGAUCCUCCUGUCUGUAAUAGAGGUAUGUGGACAUGGCUUUGAGUCUGGAGAACUGGGUCCUGGCACUAUAGUGGGCAGUGCUGCGUUUAACAUGUUUGUGAUUAUUGGAGUGUGUGUGUGGGUGAUUCCUGACGGAGAGGUGAGGAAGAUUAAACACCUCAGAGUCUUCUUCAUCACUGCAUCCUGGAGCAUCUUCGCCUAUAUUUGGCUCUACCUCAUCCUGGCAGUCAUAAGCCCUGGCGUUGUACAGGUCUGGGAGGCUCUGGUCACUCUAUUCUUCUUCCCUGUCUGUGUCCUAAUGGCAUGGAUUGCUGACCGGCGCCUGCUCUUUUACAAGUACUUGAACAAGCGCUACCGUACAGAUAAACGGCAUGGUAUCAUUGUGGAGAUGGAAGGGGAGCUGGCACCCAGAGGCAUUGAUGCGAUUAUGGGAGAAAAAUAUCAAAACAACACCACCAGUGUUGAUAUGGAGAAAAAUAAAGAACCUGAACAGGACAGAGAGGAGGUGAUCCGCAUACUUAAAGACCUGAGAGAGAAGCAUCCUGACAAAGACCUGGAUCAGCUGAUUGAGAUGGCCAACUAUGCCAGCAUGCAGAAACAACGCAAGAGCCGGGCCUUUUACCGGGUACAGGUUACACGCAUGAUGAUCGGUGCCGGGAACAUCCUGAAGAAACAUGCCGCAGCUGAACAAGCGAAGAGAUUGGCUGGAGAUACGGCUGGGAAUGACCUGGCCACCUGUUCUCAUAUCAGCUUUGAGCAGGCGCAGUACCAGUGCACUGAGAACUGUGGCAGCGUGAGUCUGUGGGUCUGUUUACGGGGAGGAACCGGCACCAGAACCUUCCACGUUGAUUACAAGACUGAGAAUGGCUCCGCCAACUCUGGGGCCGAUUUUGAAAAUUGUGAAGGAACAAUCAUAUUUCAGCCUGGAGAGACACGCAAAGAAAUAAAGGUGGGCAUUAUUGACGAUGAUGUGUUUGAGGAAGAUGAACACUUCUUUGUUCGUCUCUCGAAUCUGCGAGAGGGAGAGGGUGGGACCAACAGUGACGGUGCCCGGCUGGUUGAACCUUCAGUUACUACGGUAACCAUUCUGGACGAUGACCAUGCUGGAGUUUUUGCCUUUGGUCAGCGGGAGCUCUGUGUGGGUGAAUGUUCAGGUGUGGUGGAGGUGCCGGUGAACCGGACGUCAGGUGUGCGCGGGACUGUAAUGAUUCCCUAUCACACAGAGGACGGCUCUGCACGACAGGGGGUUGAUUAUGAGCAAAUACAAGGAGAGUUGGAGUUCACCAAUGAGCAGACAAGUAAGACACUUCAGGUGCGCAUCAUUAACAUGCAGGAAUAUGAGAAGCGAGAGAAUUUCUACAUUGUCCUUGACGAGCCCAAAUGGCUCAAGAGAGGCAUCUCAGAUCUGCUGUUGAACCAGGCCACCCCUGGUCCAGAAGUGGAGGAGGCCAGACGUAUAGCAGAAAAGGGGAAGCCUGCUCUAGGAGAACACAGCAAGCUAGAAGUCAUUAUUGAGGAGAGUAUGGCCUUCAAGGUCCGACAGGGAAUGACCCCUAAUGGAGUCUUAGAUGCGGUAGUAAUCCACUUGCCUCAGUGUGAAAAUACUGUAGACCGUCUACUAAAGGAUACUAACCUUGCCGAAGUACUUGGCACACACUCCUGGAGAGAACAGUUCAUCGAGGCAGUAACAGUCAGCGCAGGGGAAGCUGAUGAAGAAGGAGGUGAACCUCAGCCGCCGUCAUGCUGUGAUUAUUUCAUGCAUGCAGUUACUGUGUUCUGGAAAAUUCUGUUUGCCUUCGUUCCACCCACUGAGUACUGGAACGGCUGGGCCUGCUUCAUUGUGUCCAUUCUGGUCAUCGGGCUGCUAACUGCUGUCAUUGGAGAUUUGGCAUCUCAUUUUGGCUGCACUGUAGGCCUCCGGGACACUGUCACCGCUGUAGUGUUUGUUGCUUUGGGAACCUCCAUACCAGACACAUUCGCAAGUAAAGUCGCUGCUAAACAGGAUCAAUAUGCUGAUGCUUCAGUAGGAAAUGUGACGGGUAGCAAUGCGGUGAAUGUUUUUCUCGGGAUUGGUGUGGCCUGGUCAGUUUCGGCUGUUUACUGGGAAGUCAAAGGUCAGGUGUUUCAUGUAGACCCCGGUUCGCUUGCAUUCUCGGUCACACUCUUCACCAUCUUUGCCUUCAUUAAUAUUGGCGUGCUGAUGCUUCGGCGGCGGCCAUCGGUGGGUGGAGAGCUGGGUGGACCUAAAGUGAUGAAGGUCCUGACUUCAUUGUUGUUCGUCGGUUUGUGGCUCCUCUAUAUCACGUUCUCCAGCUUGGAGGCCUACUGUCAUAUUACUGGAUUCUGAGGACCAAAGAGACACACACACAGACUCACACUUACACUAAUAGCAUUCAGAUGAAAUUAGUUUUGUGAGAACUGAGCUGUGCGAUGUAGAAUGUACAUAGGGUAGAUACUUUCUGUGUAAACAAAAGUACCUAAAAUGUGUGAGAGUGAGUAAGACUGACUGAACUGCUGUCGGGGAUGUCUAAUACUGGUGUUUGGCUUUGAUUUCAGAGCACAUUAGAGGCAGUGUGAUUUUUGACACCAUCAGACUGUCAGUGACAUGAAUGAAAUACUGCAAGAUGUAGCACUUUUUUUUGACAGAGCUGUGGUGUCAUUUUAUAUACUGACUGAUGACCAGUAAUUGAUGUGUCUGAAUGCUAGGCCUCCCUCUGAGAGAGAAGGCACGUAUUACUCUCCAUAUAAAGGACUGGAUGAACUCUGUUAUGAGUGAAACUGAACUUUUUUGGAUGUCAGGUAUUGUGGGAUUUACCUUGAAAAGUUUAUGAAAGAAAAAUGGGAUAAUCAUUAUGGUAAUUCACAUUCAUUCAUUUUCUCAAUUAAAGGGUCUGUGUCAUGUCACUUCAUGAAUUCACUCAAAUGUAUAA
Danio aesculapii is the source of this 3742-nucleotide messenger RNA. RefSeq names its product solute carrier family 8 member 2a (gene slc8a2a). The record is from RefSeq and is a predicted model, not a curated record. Gene Ontology annotation, cellular component: axon; sarcolemma; postsynapse. The transcript has 15 exons. Bases 400 to 3159 code for a protein of 919 amino acids. NCBI's taxonomy places the organism in Eukaryota, Metazoa, Chordata, Actinopteri, Cypriniformes, Danionidae. Gene Ontology annotation, biological process: calcium ion import across plasma membrane; sodium ion transmembrane transport; cell communication. Gene Ontology annotation, molecular function: calcium:sodium antiporter activity.